Molecule: messenger RNA, 966 nt
Organism: Trichoderma gamsii
Lineage: Eukaryota; Fungi; Ascomycota; Sordariomycetes; Hypocreales; Hypocreaceae
Exons: 1
Coding region: 1-966 (321 amino acids)
Source: RefSeq, a predicted model, not a curated record
AUGUCUGAACCCUCCGGCAUCGACUGGAACACUGGCGAUAAGUCGGCAAUGGUUUCGAUUGGCAGCCACAAACUCUAUCUAUCUGCCUCGGGCCAGGACCGCAAACCCGGCCAACCAAUCAUCCUCUUGAUGCAAGGUAUGGCGAGCACGAUUGAUGAAUGGGUUCUCGUCAAGCGCCUCGUUUCUCCAUUUGCGCGCUGGGUUGAGUAUGACCGUUCUGGCCUGGGCAGGAGUGAAGAUCCCAUUGAAACGCGUGAAGAAAUCAGCGCUGCAUCUGUUGCGGCAGAUUUGAACGUUCUCCUCAAAACCGCUGGGGUCGCUCCUCCUUAUGUUAUUGUGGCCCAUUCGUGGGGAGGACUCACUUCUCGGGAAUUCAUUCAUUUGCAGGAGAAACAUGUUGCCGGUAUCGUGUUUGUUGAUGCUGUUACCGAGUUCAGCAAAGUCCGUGAGGAGCUAGUAUCUGCAGAGCCGUAUCUUCCAGCGUUACACAAGGACGUCGACUUUCUUCCCAUUUCAUCUCUCAGGCGGGACUUGAAACUAUCCCCUGAAGAAUGGGCAGCUGUUCAGAAGCAGGAUGAUAGCGCCAGAACGUCAGUCGUCGGGGCUGCCGAACUAAAGGCAUCCUGGGGAGACAAGCCGGUGCUGAUGGCAAAGAAGCAAGGCGAAAAUCAAGUCCUCGGAAACAGACCUGUGAGUGUUCUCGCGGCAAAUAAUGCGAUGGAUCUCCAGACACGGUUUGAUGCUGGUGUUGCUGCUGGAAACGGUACUGAAAAAGAGAGAGCACAGUAUAGAGUGUUAAUAGACAGGAUGUCAAAGGAAGAUAUCGACCAUCAGAAGGAGCAGUUAAAGUUAUCAAGUGUAGGAAGAUAUACAUUUACAGAGACAAACGGUCAUAAUGUUCAGAUGACAGACCCACAGCUAAUAGUAGACGAGAUUAGGUGGGUUUUAGAUCAUGUUGUUGCAUAG